Molecule: messenger RNA, 2099 nt
Organism: Physeter macrocephalus (sperm whale)
Lineage: Eukaryota; Metazoa; Chordata; Mammalia; Artiodactyla; Physeteridae
Gene: PWWP3A
Product: PWWP domain containing 3A, DNA repair factor
Exons: 13
Coding region: 180-2099 (639 amino acids)
Biological process (GO): chromatin organization; DNA repair
Cellular component (GO): cytosol; nucleus
Molecular function (GO): nucleosome binding
Source: RefSeq, a predicted model, not a curated record
GCGGACGGCUGCGCCUGGGGCGGCGCGGUUGCAACCGCCGUUGGACCGCCGCGGCCACCUCGCCCUCCGCGCCGGGCUCGGGGACGCCGUGCUGGGGAGGCGGGGCGCCCGGGCACAUCGCGUCAGACCUUCAAGUACUUUGUGCCAAAUCAUUACUGCUUACCACAUGAGUCUAAAUCAUGACGGAUGCCAAGUAUGUCCUCUGCAGAUGGAAAAAGCGAUUAUGGCCUGCAAAGGUCUUGGCCGGAACUGAGAAGUCAGCCAAAAAUAAGAGAAAAAAGGGAUUUUUUCUAAACGUUCAGAUACUUUCCCUAGACAACAAAAUUAAGGUGAAAAGCACGGGAGCCCAGAUCCUGAAGAAGUCUCACAUUGAAGGCAUUGCUUCCUCGUUAGCCUCGCAGAACGAGGUUGCUGCCGCGCCCCUGGAGGAGCUGGCCUACAGGCGGUCGCUCCGCGUGGCUCUGGAUGUUUUGAAUGAGAGAACCCGUCCGCGUCGAGAAAGCUCUUCCAGGGAAGAGAGGACCACUCGGUCUCUGAGAGCGAAGCCCAUGGAACCGGCCUCCUCGCUCUGCAACCCCAGCCGUUCUCCUUUGCUCCACGAAGACGCGUCGGGCAGUCCUGGGCACACGAGGAGGGAACGUGCGCCCCAGAGGCUGUCCGGCCUGCCCGCUUGCAAGGAGGACGCCGGGUGCAGAGUGGACCACAAGAAGGGGCUCGGGAGAAGCGGAGGCCUGCGCGCCCCAGCUGUCUCCUUGGCCGGCAGUCGUGCUCAGGACGGACGGGGAUCCGGAAAACACCGGGCAAACCGGACGGUGAACCGGACGACAACCCCGAGGAAAUGGGAGAGGAACCCGGCACGGGGGCCCAGCUGGGGUCAGGAAGCGCCUCCGUCCUCAGAGGGAGCUGGGGAGGAAGAGAGUGAGACCGGGGCCGGCCCGGCAGCCCUGCGCUCGCCUCCCGGAGGCGGGGCCGAGGGUCCUCCUGGCAGCCCCGGUGCCCGUGGCCACCCUGCCCAGCACCUGUGCCCGGACAGCGGCCAGAGGCCGGGGCCCCGCAUGGCUCCACGCAGCCCCACUCAGCUCGGCCCCGCAGAGGAGACCAGAGACUCUCGGAUCCUGGAGGGAGCCCGUCCACCUUCUGAAGAGUCGGUGGAGUUGAACGCCGUGAACUCUCUCCUGGCGGAAGAUGAGGAGGAGGAGGACGAGGAGCCCCCGAGAAUCCUCCUGUACCACGAACCACGUUCGUUUGAAGUAGGAAUGCUAGUCUGGCUUAAAUACCAAAAAUACCCCUUCUGGCCCGCAGUGGUCAAAAGCGUCAGGCGAAGAGAUAAGAAAGCGAGUGUGCUUUUCAUUGAAGGAAACAUGAACCCCAAAGGGAGAGGCAUCACGGUGUCUCUCCGGCGAUUGAAGCACUUUGAUUGUAAAGAAAAGCAGGCGCUUCUGGACGAGGCCAAGGAGGACUUCGACCAGGCCAUCGGCUGGUGUGUCUCCCUCAUCACCGACUACAGGGUCCGGCUCGGCUGUGGCUCCUUCGCUGGCUCUUUCCUGGAAUACUACGCGGCUGAUAUAAGCUCCCCCGUCCGCAAGUCCAUCCAGCGGGAUGUCCAGGGGACCAGGUUCCCCCCGCUGAGUGGGGUGGGCCCCGAGGAGGCCUCGGCAGGGAGCCCGCGGGACAGGAGGCCAGCCUGCAGGAAGGUCCUCCCUGACCGCUCGCGGGCCGCCCGGGACCGGGCCAACCAGAAGCUGGUGGAGUACAUCGUGAAGGCCCGGGGUGCCGAGAGCCACCUGCGGGCCAUCCUGAAGAACAGGAAGCCGUCCAGGUGGCUGAAGACGUUCCUGAGCUCGGGUCAGUACGUGACCUGUGUGGAGACGUACCUGGAGGACGAGGAGCAGCUGGACCUGGUGGUGAAGUACCUGCAGGGGGUGUACCAAGAGACGGGAAGCAGGCUGCUGGCACGUGGGCACGGGGACGGGAUCCGCUUCGUCCUGGAUGUGCUUCUGCCCGAGGCCAUCAUCUGCGCGAUUUCCGCGGUGGACGCUGUGGACUACAAGACGGCUGAGGAGAAGUACAUACGAGGACCUUCGCUCAGCUACCGGUAG